Messenger RNA from Exophiala aquamarina CBS 119918, 1122 nucleotides. RefSeq lists its product as uncharacterized. Bases 1 to 1122 code for a protein of 373 amino acids. Lineage: Eukaryota; Fungi; Ascomycota; Eurotiomycetes; Chaetothyriales; Herpotrichiellaceae. The record is from RefSeq and is a predicted model, not a curated record. The transcript has a single exon.
AUGUCUUCAAGAGACCCUUCCAUCAAUGCCAUCCACCCCAAAACAAACACUCCCUCCACCGAGUCCAAGGAUUCAGCUGCUCCCUUGUUAAAGAACUCCUCCCACCCAACUCCACAUGGGCCGUCUACAGCACAUUCCGACAGCGAUCCAACCACAAAGCAUCGAAAGAGAGAUUUUUGGAAAUUCAAAAAGCCAGACGAAGAGAAACAGCAGCCAAAGGGCAAACCCGUCGUCGACAUCAGCCCACGACUUGGGCUGAGCCCGGCAUCUCCCAUCAAGUCACAAGAUGCAUCCGCCGGGCCUGUUUCGCCUGGUCGCACCCUUCCAUAUGCACUUCCAGCGUCCCCCAGCAUUGGAAUUCACAGUCCAUCUUCCAGACCACAAUCACCCGCCUCAUCCAUGAUCUUCGAGCGAAAUGUCCAGGAAGAUGUUGUUCUCCCAGAGACGUCCCCUCAUCUUCCCUCACAUGUUAUCAUGGAGAACCACAUCGCACCCGCUCUGGACGCCUCAGCUGCUGCAAUUACCAAUGAGAAACUAGACCCAGAUACCGUGGAAAUUGUAACCCAUGCAACCCAUCAGUCUGCUGCCGUGACCAUCACCGGCGUCGGCGCCGAGCAUUCUUUGGCGUCUUCAGUCACCGAGGAUUUCCCACCCACUUCGCGACAGGAACCUGACGAGACCUCGAAUUAUGGUUCGGUGGAUCAAACUGAUGUCCGCCGUUUGAGCUUUAUCUCCUUCGCCGACGUGGUUCACGGCGAGCAAGAGCUGGUAGAGGGCCGCCGUGAUUCAGCUCACCUCUCAGGCCAUCACAGCAUUGUGGUCCCUCGAUCACCUUCACCCAUUCGAUCCCCUACCUCUUCGGCAGCGUUUGGGACGUCCCCGCCCACCAGUGUUACUGCAUCAGUCAAGGGCUUUGAAACAUCACCGCACCGUGCUCCGAGAGGCACAGGAAGCCCAUUGCCCGGCCAAAGCUCGCCUCUGGCACUCGGCAGUGAGAUCAAUGUGGAAACCAUGAGGCAGGCAUUACGGAAGACUGGCAGUGGAGAUCUCAGUCAUUUCCGAAGCCCCCCUGUCAGCGCCAUUGGGAACGACGAUGGCACGUAUGAACGACCUUUCCGGUAA